Molecule: messenger RNA, 8355 nt
Organism: Patella vulgata (common limpet)
Lineage: Eukaryota; Metazoa; Mollusca; Gastropoda; Patellidae
Product: receptor-type tyrosine-protein phosphatase S-like
Exons: 15
Biological process (GO): protein dephosphorylation
Molecular function (GO): protein tyrosine phosphatase activity
Source: RefSeq, a predicted model, not a curated record
CCCAUUUCUCUAUCUUCCUCUCUCAAGAUGACCACAGAUUUUGAAAAACGGUUAUACACAUCUAGCCCUUAUUCUGAUAUACUCAGUCUUGGUGAGGGAGAUGGGGCUUAUCCACCAUUUAUAGAUGGUAACGCGAAUAACAAUCAAAAUCAGGGAGCUGUUGAAAGUAACAGCGAGAAUACUCUGUUGUUGAUCGUAGCCCCGGCCUGUGCUGGAGGAGUUUUCCUCAUACUCAUCUGUGCCCUGAUUAUAUUCUUCAUGUUCAGGAAAAAAGGUAAAUCCAAAGGAGCCAUGUUGGAACCAGAAUCAAAGGUAUUAAUUGACGCUCCACCGUUUUUGGUUGAUCCAAUUGAGAUGCGCAGACAACAUUACCAAACACCUGGUAUGAUCAGCCAUCCACCGAUACCCAUUGAGAGAUUAGCCGAGCAUAUCGAUAACCUUAAAAACAACGACAACUUGAAAUUCUCUCACGAAUAUGAAUCGAUUGAACCUGGACAACAAUUCACCUGGGAUAACUCUAAUCUGGAGGUUAAUAAACCCAAGAAUCGUUAUGCCAACGUUAUCGCUUACGAUCAUUCACGUGUUAUUCUACAGCCGAUAGAUGGCGUACCUGGAAGUGAUUACAUUAACGGUAAUUAUAUGGAUGGUUACAGAAAACAGAACGCUUACAUUGCUACACAGGGUCCAUUACCAGAAACAUUUGGUGAUUUUUGGAGAAUGGUCUGGGAACAACGAUCUGCUACUGUUGUCAUGAUGACCAAGUUAGAGGAAAGAUCGAGGAUAAAAUGUGAUCAAUAUUGGCCGUCACGUGGAACCGAGACAUAUGGUUUGAUGCACACCCAGUUAGUGGAUGUUACGGAACUAUCAACAUACACAAUGAGGACGUUCCAUCUAUCUAGGUAUGGUUGUCCUGAGAAGAGAGAAGUACGACAGUAUCAGUUUACAGCCUGGCCAGAUCAUGGUGUACCAGACCAUCCAACACCUCUACUAAUGUUUAUGAGACGAGUUAAAUGUAGUAAUCCUCCUGAUGCUGGUCCUAUGAUUGUUCACUGCAGUGCUGGUGUUGGUAGAACUGGAGCAUUUAUUGUAAUAGACGCCAUGUUGGAGCGAAUUAAGCACGAAAAGACUGUUGAUAUUUAUGGUCAUGUGACCUGUUUACGCGCUCAGAGGAACUACAUGGUUCAGACCGAAGAUCAGUACAUCUUUAUUCACGAUGCGUUGCUGGAAGCCGUUCAGUGUGGUAAUACGGAGGUACCAGCACGAAAUCUCGCUGCUCAUAUUCAGAAAUUGACACAACCCGAACCAGGUGAAACAGUCACUGGUAUGGAAUUAGAAUUCAAGCGUUUAGCUAACAUGAAAGCAAGUCCAAACAGAUUUGUAAGUGCCAAUCUUCCAGCUAAUAAAUUUAAGAAUAGAUUGGUGAAUAUUUUACCAUAUGAAUCAACACGUGUCUGUCUGCAGCCUAUUCGAGGUGUCGACGGCUCAGAUUAUAUCAAUGCAAGUUUUAUAGAUGGUUACAGGUAUAGGAAAGCUUAUGUAGCUACUCAAGGUCCUUUAGCGGAAACUACAGAAGAUUUCUGGAGAAUGUUGUGGGAACAUAAUUCAACAAUUAUUGUUAUGUUGACAAAACUUAGAGAAAUGGGUAGAGAAAAAUGUCAUCAAUAUUGGCCGAGUGAGAGAUCAGCACGCUAUCAGUAUUUUGUUGUGGAUCCAAUGACAGAGUACAACAUGCCACAAUAUAUAUUACGGGAAUUCAAAGUCACAGACGCAAGGGAUGGUCAGUCUCGUACUAUACGACAGUUCCAGUUCACCGAUUGGCCAGAACAGGGCGUGCCAAAAUCUGGUGAAGGUUUCAUUGAUUUCAUUGGUCAGGUUCAUAAAACAAAGGAACAGUUUGGUCAGGAGGGUCCAAUUACUGUACAUUGCAGUGCUGGUGUGGGUAGAACUGGUGGAUUUAUUACACUCAGUAUUGUUUUAGAGAGGAUGAGGUAUGAGGGAGUAGUCGAUAUGUUCCAGACGGUCAAGAUGUUACGAACACAGAGACCAGCCAUGGUACAGACAGAGGAUCAGUAUCAAUUUUGUUAUCGAGCGGCUCUGGAAUAUCUUGGCUCGUUCGACCAUUAUGCAAAUUGAGGAUUUAAGAAUGUUAUUUUCUAGUCGGCUCUCCGUUUAAAGACUUUUUAUAAAAGUUGCUUUGCGUGUGAAACUGACAAUUAACCUUGGACUAAAUCGUAUUUUGACGUCUUGUCUUGACGCAAGGUUGUUUCCUCCGUAAAGAACACGAUAGCUUUAGAAGUGAUGAUAAUUGUGACUUGAUGAUGGGAUAAAAUUUCCAAAUUACAUAACAUUGACUGUUGAAGUAAUGACAGAGUUAUCUGACUUGAUUGUAUUUGUUUACCGCCACCAGAGGGCUCUGAUCAGCGUCUUCUUCCAUUAUUUUCAUUGAAUUGAAAUUACUACACAAUGUGUUUAAUCUUGGCUCAUGGUAUUAUUGCAACGACCAUAUUUUUGGCGUGAAGAGAGAAAAAUGUGCGCUCAAUAUUUUAAGGAGCUAUAUAUGUUGAGGUUUCGUAUUUAUCAAGGUGUGAUUUGAAUCAAAUUUUUGGCGUAUGUAGAUGAUGUUGUUCUUUCUUUUGUCAUCGUUAUGUUUUAAUUGUACAUCGUCAAAAUACAGGGAAUUUUCACAAAGUUACGCUAAUUAAUCAUUGACGAAAAGACGUAACGUCAUCAACGUGAAUAUAUAUUAGAUCUGUGCUGUGUGUAAAGAAGAUUUCAAAUUGAAAAAGACUUACUUAUGCCGUUAAAUGGAUUUAAUUAAAUUGUGCAUACGUCAAAAGGCAUUUACAUCAUAAGAUAAUGCCAUGGAAGCUUAUUGCAACUUUGCAUACGUCUAAAUAUUUUCCCAACACGCCAACUUAGAACUCCGUACUUACAACAUCAUAAUCAAAAUCAGAUAAUUUAUAGUCAUCAUUUACAUCAUCCAAUUAAAAUGCUCACAAAAAUAGAAGACGAAACAAAAAAACGGAACAGCGGGACAAGAUAUUAUAUAAAGUGAGAAUGUGAAUUCGUGGGCAGUCGUUGCAGACGGAAAGUGGAAUUUGUAUAAAGACUUUAAAAUGAAUAGAAUUAAAAUGUUGUAUUAUAAGAUACGUUACUAUAAUAUAAAUAUAUAUAUAUAUAUAUACAUAUAUGAUAUACCAUAAUCUAAUCUGUGUAUUUAGACUCCGUAUAAGGGGAUCGUUCAUUGUGCUGAAAUGAAAUGAAUCAAACUUUAAGAGAAUUUUUGCAUGAAUCUGAAAAUAUUGUUUUAAUCGUAGCUCGUAAUGUUAGAUGCAUUUUUCAUCAUUUUUUUUCAAUAUUUUUUUUUUUUUUUUUUUUUCAAUGCAUACUUGUGGUUCUAUAUUUCCAUUGUUGACUUUUCAUCUGUUUUCUAAUGUUGCAUUUCCUUGUUAAUUCAUUCGUUGACUUUUUCAGUGGUUCGUGAGAUUAUGAAUCCAGUUCUUAAUUCGAAAUUUUGCAGUUUAAUAAUUUUAAUUGUUCAAUUUUAAAUUUUACAAAAAAGUUUUGUACGUUUUUUCUCUGUAUUCAGAUUUAAAAUCUGAAAUUUAUAUUUAUAUCUGAUGUGAAGAGUUUUAAACUCAGUAAAAGAUGAAAUGGAAAUUAAUAUAUGUUUCCCACGUUCUAUUUGAUUUAGCGACAAAUAAAUAGCGUGUCUGUCAGGCUUGGAAAUAAAUAGUAUGUCUUAUUAGGCCUGGAAAUAAAUGGUCUUGUCAGGGCUAGAAAUAGUUGGUCUUUUCUGGGCUGGAAAUAAAUAGUCUUGUCAGGGCUGGAAACAGUUGGUCUUGUCAGGGCUAGAAACAGUUGGUCUUUUCAGGGCUGAAAAUAAAUGGUCUUGUCAGGGCUGGAAAUAGAUGGUCUUGUCAGGGCUGGGAAUAGUCGGUCUUGUCAGGCCUGGAAGUAAAUGGUCUUGUCAGCCCUGGAAAUAGUCGGUCUUGUCAGGCCUGGAAGUAAAUGGUCUUGUCAGGCUUAGAAAUAGUUGGUCUUGUCAGGCCUGGAAGUAAAUGGUCUUGUCAAGGCUGGAAAUAGUCAGUCUUGUCAGGCCUGGAAGUAAAUGGUCUUGUCAGGGUUGGAAAUAGUCGGUCUUGUCAGGCCUGGAAGUAAAUGGUCUUGUCAGGCCUAGAAAUAGUCGGUCUCAUCAGGCCUGAAAAUAAAUGAAAUUAUAAUGACAAAAGACCUGCCUCAGUUGAAUUCAGCCUGAUGUUUAUUAAUAAUAUAGAUUUUAAAGUUGUACCUAAAAGACAGGCACCGGAGAGAUUUUGCCUAACAAAAGCCAGUUGUUUUAAGUGUUGGGUAAAUUUAUUUCCAGGCUUAUUAUCCAUAAAUACUAGAAAGAUGACAAUCUGAAUAUUUAUUUUAGUUUAAAAUUGAAAAACCCCUUACAAUAUCAAUGAAAAUUUGCUAUUGAAAAAAAAAAAUGGUUAUUAAACAUUGUACUACUACGUUGCAGUUUUGAUAAAUUUACAAUAUGAAAUUAAAACUCCAAUUACUACAUCGUCAUCUAAAUGUACAUUCAUCUCGUCGUCAUUGUAAAAGAGGAUUUCUCUUCUCUUUAUCUCACUCGUGCUCAUUUGUUACUUUCAUGUAGUGCUUACCAAAUUACCAUGGAAACGGAAUCAAAACGUAUAUUAUGGAUCGUACAGGUACCUUCAUCAUUUAUAUUGGUGUAUUUAAUGUCGAAGAUUAAUCAAGGUUUAUUCGUCAAUUUUAAAAUAAAGGUUGUGUUUAAAAGCCUUUUUGAUUCUUGCCUUGUACUUGUUCCAUAGUUAAAAGAAAAUCUUCGUUUUAAUCAUCAUGUUAAACAUUCAUAAGAUCUUAAAGAACAUCAUUUUAUAAUUAAAUUGUUAAAACCAAAGUUUUGAUACACUUGUGACUACUUAAUAACAUAACAUCGUUAAGUUGUAAUAAUUAAUUACUUAAAUCAAACGAAUAAAAUUACUUUUUGUCCCUUUUAAAAUUAUAUUUUGUUAGAAUCUCGUCAGAAACAGUUAUGAGACAAGAGGUUUAGAGUUAAAAUGGCUUGAAUUUAAAUAGAGUUGAGAUAUCUAAAUUAUUUGUCAUUUGUUUUCAUAAUUAAAAGAUAAAAUGAUUUGAUUUUAGUACAGUUGAAAUACCUAACUUGUAACGAAACUUCAAAUUAUUUUCGAUUUGUUUUCAUAAACGAAUACAUGUACAUUUUAGCAACACAACAGCUGGCGGAUGAAGCCUAUUUAUUUAGUAUUUAUCAAGAUAUUUGUCACUAAAUUGAAUGGCGAGAGAUUUUCUGUGUGCUUGAUUUGCGUAUAUUUGAUGUGUUACUUUUUUACGAAACAAUUUGUACAUUUUAUUAUUCAGUAUCUCAUAGUUUAUAUUAGUACGGUUCAUUUUGUAUCAUAUUAAGUCUAUCAGUGCCACAUGCUGGCCGAUUUGGGAUGAUCGAAAUUUUGGAAUAUAUGUUCAUCCAUGUUAUCGAAAGCUUGGCAUGUGACCCCUUUAUGAAAAGCUGUCGCUGAUUGUUUUUCAACUAGGGGUCACAUGACAGGGUUUCGAAAGCACAGGAGUAAUUUUUCAAGUUCAGAUUUUGGAGAUUGGGUUGUGGCACUUAAAGGGUACAGAAAUAUAUUUAACAAUCAUCAGUGGUUGGAAGAAACAAAAGGAACCAGCUAAUAGACAUUUUAGCUGUUCCCGUUAACUCCCAUGUUGUAGUAUAAUUGUUCAUUACAUAAUAAUAUGCUUCACAACUGUAGGAGAAAUAACAACCUACAGAUGGCACAAUUUUUCUUGAAAAUAAAAAAACGAAUUGAAGUUUAGACGUUUUACCUACGUGAUGUGUUUUGUUGAAAAUCCAAUUUGUUUUUGAUUAAACUGUAUAGAACAGGAAUUAGGAAACUUCAGUAUAUGGUGAUUGGAAUCAAAAAUGAUUUGAGGGGACAAUGAAAUACAUUUAAUUUAUAUUUAGUAUCUCUGUAUAGUUUAACAAUGGAGCUUUUGUAACAAAAAAAAGUUCCGGAAUGAAUUCAUAGGGGCCAAUUGUAUUCUUCUUUCUAGUUUGGUGUAUAGUUUAUAAUGUAAAUAAUUCAAUUUAAAUAAUUUUAUUUUAGGACUGGGUUAGUCAUUGCAACACAAACAAUAGUACAUUAAGAACACUUUUCAGUUUAUCAUCGAAAUAUGAAGGAAAAUGGCAUAGAAAAUAAUAUGUUUAAAAUAUAUGUGUAGGAAUAUUCACUAAAUAUAAUUUCCAAUUUGGCAAUGAUCUCAAAUUAUGUGUCUCAUUUGUGCUAUGGAGUUCUAAUAAUUCGUUUGGCUUUGAUGUGCUAAAAUAUUAAAUAAUGCGGAGAAAAUGCAGAGUUAACCACUGCUCAGGCAUAGUUAAAUUUCAUUGGACAUGGGACAUGCAACAUUCAGCCCACUGGUUUACGAUACGAUUUGAUCUUACCCCGAAAUAAACUAUGAAAUGUUGACAUGUAUUUGAUAAAUCAAAUUCCAUUGUUUUAAUAAGCCGACAGUUAAUGUUUGGUUUAAUCCAGUUGUAGACCUUUUGUGGUCAUGGCUACAUAAUAUCAUUCUUCAAUUGUUAAUUUUACACCUCUAGAACUUGAAUUUAAGGUUAUUUUUUCUUCCUUGUGAAAUUGUAUAAAAUUAAAUGUGUGUAUAUACUGCCCAAGGACUUAGUAAAUGUUUUAAUAUUUUUUUCACCGUUGAUGAAUUGUACACAGAAUAUGAAUGGAUACAAAAAAAUGAUCUUUUGAUGGACCCAUGGACCUUAUAAUGUAUUAUAAGGUCCAUGAUGGACCCAAGAAAUGAUAACUUCAAAAAAUGGCAAAAAUUUAAUUUUUAUUGAGCACAGUAUAAAUACUUAAAAAAACAAAUUUAGAGACUGAAAAAUUCAAAAUAUUCUCUGAUAUUUUACUUAUUACCUAAUUAUAACUAUUCUUUUGUUGGACAUAUGAACUUCCUAAAUAUCUGAGAAGAGUUAUCUCCCCUGUAUUCAGUAGUAGAUGGGUUAUCCCCCUUACAUUAAGUCAUAGAAGGGUUGUCUCCCCGGCAACUUAAGUACAAGACACAUCAUGCUUAAUCUUGGCUUACCUGUCAGCUCUGCGGAACGCAGGGGGAACCUGCUGUUCAUUACCGAAACAGUGAUUAAAUUGUUAUCUCGAAGUAGUAAUUUAUUUCCAACAGUGUAAAUAUAGUCAGUAGAUAUUGUGUUAGUGAAUAUAGGUAUUGUCUAUUUUCAUGCCGGUGGGGGGGGGGGAUCAGGUCGGUUGGAGAGAUUGUUUACAUACGGAAUACUCAUCUAUUGGGAUUCCUGGGUUGGGGCUUAAGUUUAGUAUCACCUAGUUUAAAUACUAAUCCCGACCCUUGUGGUGUUCUGUUGUGUAUGUGGGAAUUGACAACCUAUCAAACCACCUGACCUCCCCUACCGGUCUGAAAAUAGACUCUCCUGUGAAUAUAAUAACUUGGUGAAUUAUAACACUCAGAUGUCAUACAUACUGAUUGUUGUAUAUAGCCUAAAAUAUUACCCACAAUUCUACAUACACUGGCAUCAUGAUAUGGAUAUUAAUUGGAGGUCGAAUUUAUAGUCAUUUUAGGAUUUGGGAUGUUUUGUGCAGAGACUAGGCAUAGAAAAAAUUGUUUUUGUUGUAAUUUGAAAACUGUCGGGGACAUUUGAAAAAGUGCCUGGCAUAUUUAAUUUUGUGCCAGGCGUGUACUACAAAGAUUAAUAGAAACACUGAUAUUUGACAAAUCUGUGUCAACAAAAUGACUGACAACAGAGAAUUUGCACCUGACAAAACCUGAAUUUGUGCUUGACAGGUGACUUAUUUCAAGACUGUACAGAGAAUCUAACUUGGUGUUAAUCGGCAAAUCCAGGGUCGGUAUCCACAAAAAUAGAAACUAAACAAUGUUAAGAAUGCAAACCUUUCAUUGGCUAAGAUCUAAAGCUUUUAACUCUCAACCAAUGAAAAUGGCUGCUUCCUUGAAAUAUUUAAGUUGAUAUGUUUUGUUGUUGUUAAUUAUUGACUCUAUAAUAACUUCUUUAAAUAUCUGAACACGGAUGCCAGGACAUGUGGAAUUUGGGUUACUACAGUUGUUUUGUAAAAUAGCGUUUGAUAUUCUUUAUUGGGCUUAAUUUUCCUUUCCUUUCUUAAAUGGACCUGGAUACACUAGUCUUAAGUAGCACUUGUCUACCAGUUUUUCAAGUUAUAUAAUUAUUAUUGCAUGAAUGUGUAUUUGUGUAUUUUGUACAUGUUAUCAGAUCAUAUGAAAACAAAAAAUUACAGCAAAUAAAUGUCUAAAUAAAACGUAUAUAUGCUCUAUGUA